AGCUUGUUUAAAAACGGAUUGUCACGAGUGCGCAAACAUAGAAGUAAAGUAAAAACACCCUCUAUGGUUCCACGCCAAUUUACAUGUAAUACGUCAGUGUAACUUCAUGAAAGCUCAUGGGCUCAGCUCUCAUUUCCACGUCUCACGUUAGAUUUUUACGCCAAAGUUAAAUCAUUUAAUUUUUCAUAACCAGUUGCCUAAUUUUAGAAACGGAUCAGUCAACCAACUGUCAGUUUUGUGUGUGUGGGGGGGGGGGUGGAUAUGGGAUGCCCAAUUGCAUGGAUAGGUCAUUAUGUAGAUGGAAAAAAAUUAUAGAACACUCUUUUCCGCUAUACUAUAAUAAUAAUUAGUGGUCUUAUACUUAAAUAGCGCGGUACCCCAGCCUAGGGCUGAGCUCACCGCACUGUACAUAAAAAUAUUAGCAAAAGAGACAUAAUCAUGACAUUAAAAUAAAUUACAUUUAUGAAAUAAAGAACAGCGAGUAACCAAAACAACAAAAACAAAUGUAUAUUCACCCACCUCACCCCCCAGAACUUUUACAUGGCAAGCCAUGGACGGCAGCCAGCAGGAUCGUUUAUGGGUCAGAGGAGGGGAAUCAGUCAGGGUAGUAUAGUUUAAAGAGAUGUGUUUUGAGUGCAGCUUUGAAGGCCUGGGUGGUUGGUAUAUUACGGAUGUGUAGUGGCAAAGAAUUCCAUUGUUUGGGGGCGCAGAAAGAGAAAGAUCGUUCACCAUAUGUUUUAGAGUGUGUCUUGGGAACGGAAAGAAUACGCGUGUCUCCAUAUUAUUAUCCUUAUGACAACAAAAAAAAAUAAGUAGAGUGAUAUACACGAACUACACACAAAGAACUAAAAAUUACAGCGCCCCCUAUCAACAAAGCGAGUACCCUUUAUUUCCCAAUAGCAUUGCGCCAUUGUCAGAACGCUACAAAAGAAAGAAUUACAGCACCCCCUAAUAACCAAGGAGAGUACUCAUUAGUAUCCAACAGCACUGCGGCAUCAUCAGUAUGCAGCAUCAAUCUUAAUAUGACGUCGAAAUGUUGGUUUUUUUUUGUUUUUUGUUUUUUUUAAGGAGAGCGUUGGGUAAAGGGAUUCUCAUGUUAGCUUGAGUGGACCUUUAAGUCGUUUAUUUACUUAUCACAAUACGGGGCGUCCAUAAGUGCGUCACGCUUUGGUGAAAAAAAAAAAAAGGGGGGGGGGGGAUCCAAGAAAGCGUGACAGUUUGUGACACGGGGGAAGGGGGUAAAGAUAUUUUGUGACGUAACACAUGCUAUAUUAAAAAAUAAAACCUAAAAUUGACAAGCGAUGUUAAACUUUCUUUUGUUAUAGAUCUAGAUGUUUUCUGACAGGUUUCACUUUUAUGCAUUUAAUAGCUAAACAGAAAGUGUUUUUAACAUUAUAUUUUAAUUGUUAAACAAUAUUUUAAUUCGAAAGACUGACGUACUUUGGAGGAAGGGCACCCGGAAGUUUUGACCGGGGGGGGGGGGGUUAAAUUUUCCCAAACUAGCUUCAAGUACUUGGCCCCAUAAAGUAAAAAAAAACAUCAAAGUGCCCUCCUGGACCCAACUUAUGACUGACAUACACAAACAUUUUCGUCUUCACUAUCACACUGAUAACACAUUCUAUUGCAGCCAGGGUUUCUUUCAGCAAAAUUUUACAGCCCACAAACACACACUAACAUGAAAAUUUUCUGCGUGGAUACUCAAAACUGCUGCGCGGUGUCUGUGAGUUAGCUGCGCGGCCGCGCAGCUUAAAGGGAACAUUAGCUACAUCUUCACCAGACCGUAUAGCUACAUCUCCACCAGACCUUAUAGCUACACCUCCACCAGACCUUAUAGCUACAUCUCCACCAGAAUUUAUAGCUACAUCUCCACCAGACCUUAUAGCUACACCUCCACCAGACCUUAUAGCUACAUCUCCACCAGACCUAAUAGCUACACCUCCACCAGACCUUAUAGCUACACCUCCACCAGACCUUAUAGCUACAUCUCCACCAGACCUUAUAGCUACACCUCCACCAGACCUUAUAGCUAUGCCUCCACCAGACCUUAUAAGCUUCAUCUUCACCAGACAACGUGUAUGCCCAUUCAGCUGCAAGCUACCAGGAACCAUGUCUAGACAGCUGCACUUUGCGCGCUCUCUGCUGACCAACAUGAAAUCCGAUCGAGGCCUCACAUGGCGUGUGGCUCCCUUGGCCAACCAGAAGAGGGGCUUUUCAGGCACCCCGGGAGACGGCUCGGGCAAAGGCGGCGGCGGUGGGGGUGCAAUUAGAAGCGCCGGGGGCGGCUUGGGAAAACGAGCGGUAGGUGUUUAAUCUUAUAAUUAAAUGUAACCAAACUGGCAAGUCGUUUUCAUAUCAUGUCCUAUGUACAGCAGGCAGUGAUAUCAAGAGAGAAUGCACAGCAGGCAGUGAUAUCAAGAGAGAAUGCACAGCAGGCAGUGAUAUCAAGAGAGAAUGCACAGCAGGCAGUGAUAUCAAGAGAGAAUGCACAGCAGGCAGUGAUAUCAAGAGAGAAGAACAAAAUCGAUAAAGUUUCAAACGAAGCGGUCGAUGAGGAAAGUUUUCUCAUAUUUGUGAUGUGUUAAAAUUUGUUACAAUGAUUGACCAUUGUAUUUUUUCUUUAGAUCAGUGGUUCUCAACCUGUAUGUCCGAGACCCCUCUGGGGGGAAUGGGGGGGGGGGGGGGUGGUGGAACGCCCUUUACACAGGGGCCACUUAAGUCCAUCGGAAAACCCAUUGUCAUGAUUUUUUCUUUAGAUCAGUGGUUCUCAACCUGUAUGUCCGAGACCCCUCUGGGGGGAAGGGGGGGGGGGGUGGGUGGUCGAACGACCUUUACACAGGGGUCACUUAAGUCCAUCGGAAAACACAUUGUCAUGAAGUGGCGACGAAAAUAAUGUCAAUGGUUAUGGGUCACCACAACAUCAGGAACUGUAUUAAAGGCCCUCGGUACUAGGAAGGGUGAGAACCCAUGCUUCAGAUUCUCCAAACACGGGCUGCGUCUUGUGGGAAGAGGUCAAAGUGACCUAAAUGAACCUCGCGAGACGCACACUUACCUUGUACCUGUUACAAGCGUAAGGAAAGAAGAUGACGUGACUUAGAAACAUCUAUCUCACAAUUUUGAUGUGGCGCGUGCAUUCUUAACUUUGAUCUUUAUUUGAGUCAGACAGUACUCAUUCGAUCAUUCAUUCCGUCAUUCAUUCCAUCAUUCAUUCGAUCAUUCAUUCCAUCAUUCCAUCGAUCAUUCAUCUGUCAUUAGUUUUUCACCGUUCUUCAUGUGUAAUUAAGGUAGAAAAAAACUUAUAACAAUAAAAAAAAAAUAACAUGCACAAUAUGCGUUGCUUGGAUAUGACAUGUAGUAUAUCUGUUGAUUUGAUAUAACAUGUAGUAUAUCUGUUGAUUCCAGAUAACAUGAACUAUUUUUGCUGAUUCGACAUAGCAUGUACGAUACAUAUACGUUGAUUCGAUAUAACAUGUACUGUAUACGUUCAUUAGAAACACAUUGAUGAUUAUUUUUUAUAUUGGAUGUUUAAAGUAUCCAUUCCCUGACACAGCCCCCAACCCCUUUUUUUAACGCUGUAUCCAAAUCGCUGGGAGUCGAUUCUCCCUUGGAAAUCCCAGAUCUGUACGUCUUAAUCUCUAGGGAUCGGUAAUUAUUUACUGCAUAAUCAUUUCGCUCCGUUUCUCAUAUUUGGGAUACGCUUUAGUCAGCAAACUAUCCCAUCUCAUCCCUAUGACGUAAUAAGUUAUCCUUUAAACACCUGAGGACAGAAAUGUAUUAAUUUACUGGACUGCUCUUACGAGACUUUUUUUUUUCCCACUGAAGGCCACCCAAGAGGAGAAAUAUUUCCACGACGAAGAGCUGCGUCAGUUGAGGAAGAUGAAGGAGAAGAUGCUGGAGAACUACAGGCUGGAGAUGAGCUUUCACGAGAAGCAGCUGAUGUCUCACAAGGACAGUCUGAAGAUGCACCAGGAGCUGCUGAAGAGGUGAGUCUAGAGUGCCGGCGGUGGGGGAUCACGGCUGGCAAAGGCGUAACUAAAUGGGGAGGGGGUUUGGAGAAUGGUGCAGCCAGCCAUUCAUUAUAGGUAUACACCGAAAAAGGUGGGGGGGGGUUGUAAUUCAGCUUCCGUGGCCGUGAGUCUAAAUAAUGACUACAGCAACUCUGUAAACGUCAUUGCAAAAUAACUAAUUCUUUUUUCUUUUUUUUUAAAUUUUUUUUCCCAUGGCAAAGGCGUAACUAAAUGGGGAGGGGGUUUGGAGAAUGGUGCAGCCAGCCAUUCAUUAUAGGUAUACACCGAAAAAGGUGGGGGGGGGGGUUGUAAUUCAGCUUCCGUGGCCGUGAGUCUAAAUAAUGACUACAGCAACUCUGUAAACGUCAUUGCAAAAUAACUAAUUCUUUUUUCUUUUUUUUUAAAUUUUUUUUCCCCUUUUUUCUGAAGGGGUUUGGGGGGGGGGUGACACUCUCCGACACAAAUCGUUAUCAAGUAAUUGAUUGUUUAACAUAAUUCCAUUCCCUGUAGGGAAGGCAACAAGGAUUCGAUACAGGAGAAGAUCGUGGAACACGAGCAAGGGUUGAGGAAAGAGGAGCUGGCUAUCAAGGACAUUCAAGAAAUGAUGAAGAAAUUGGAACAGUGACCGCCCCCCCCCCCCUUUUUUUUUUCGAUUCUUAAAAUUUUCUGCAGUUGCUGGGUUUUUUUUUUUUGGCGGUGCUUUGCAAUUUGUGAAGGUAGUUUUACCGCAAAAGAUGUGCACUGAUUGAUUGUAGCCCUGAUUGUGUGUUCUUGAUGUUUGUACUCUGGCAGUGAUUGGUAUAUGUCCAUGUCGUUGAAAGAUGUCCAUGUCGUUGGCAGAUGUCCAUGCGAUUGGCAGAUUUCCAUGUCGUUGAAAGAUGUCCAUGUCGUUGGCAGAUGUCCAUGUGAUUGGCAGAUUUCCAUCUCGUUGAAAGAUGUCCAUGUUGUUGGCAGAUGUCCACGUCGUUGGCAGAUGUACAUAAGUCAUUUAGUUGCUAAUUGUCACCAAAUUUUGUCGCCCACCAGAUGCUGGUACCAGAUGCGACCAUCUAAUAUUUUGAAACGGAUGCUAAUAAAAUAAAAUAACAAAAGAAUUAUAUAUUAGACGCCAUUCCUGGCUCAGUCAUUUUGUGGGGGAAAUUAACUUUGGGGAUUGUGGAAGUGAAGCUAAAAUUUUAAACAACAUAUUUUCAAUUUAAAAGAUUAUUAAUCUGGAAAUUCUAAAAGUAAACUUUUCUAUUUGGUAUCUUUCCUGUUAAGUUUAGAACUCAUUUAGAUUGAUUUAUUAUGGUGGGGGAGAGAAAGAUAUAUAGGCCUAUAGAGAGAGAUUCAGAGACAGAGAGAGGAGGGGGGCAUGCGGACCUUAUAUCGAUGAAUUGUUAAUUAUUACUUUCUUUAAAUCUCAUAUUUUAAAUUGAUUCGUUUUAAUUUUAAUUCAGUUUUUUUUCAGUUU
Lymnaea stagnalis (great pond snail) is the source of this 5457-nucleotide messenger RNA. The record is from the annotation of a GenBank genome assembly. Lineage: Eukaryota; Metazoa; Mollusca; Gastropoda; Lymnaeidae.